AUGGCAAGUUCAAUCAAGGAAAGACCAGCUUCCAAGGCGCGUCGUACUCCGCGAAGGGAUGUCCUUGCACCAUUAAAGCUGGCACAGAUUGAAUUAGUGAAACCCGUCCUUCCUGCUGAAAUUAUGGCUUCAAUCCUUGACUAUCUCUCUCCCACCGACCUUAUCAGUGUGGCAAAGACAUCGAAACGUAUGCACGAGAUGGUGUAUGAUGACACGAGAUGGGUUAGGCUUCUGAGACAAAUAGGUUGCUGGAAUGAAGCGGAAGCAAGAAGUUCGGCGGAGGGUUCAGAGAAGCACGCAGAUUGCCCUCCCAGCGCAAGGACACACCAUAGGCCUUCGACAGCUGAAGAAAUAAUGAACAAGUCUAAUGGGAAUGUUACAGAUCCCGGCGGAUUUGAUAUCGUGGAAUUUAAUGCGGAGGUGGAAGCUGAAAUUACGGGCCCCCUGGCAGCACUUCGAGAUGCCCGCUCUAUUAGAGGUAGAGCAAGGGAAGAAUAUGGUAAAAUUCACGAGUCACUGAACCCUUUCUACCAGGAUAUUUUUAAAGCCGACAGCCCAACUGAGUCCUUACUUUUUAAAUCCUAUGAUAAACCCGAGCAACAAGCUCUAUUGCUAUCACAGCUACAUCAUUUCUCAAAUGCUGAUAUAGGCCUUGGAUCUAGUGUACGCCGGAAAAAACUUACUGAUGCUAUAUCCGAAUUUGAAAAUGCAGCUUUACGGGAGUUCAAGACUGGGUAUGAAAAUAGAGAUGUUAGUGACUUGAUGCCUCGUUAUGCUCAAGUUUUAACAACCCUCAACGGUGGUGGGGCUGCCGUUGAAUUAUUGAUUCAUCAGAAUCACAUAAUCAAGCAGAAGUCAGAUUUUGGAAGCCCAAUGGAUGGUUUUGAUGCAGAUACAGGCACAGUUUCCCUUGACCACACUCAUGCAUUCUUAACCAGAUUGAGUGUGGCAUUUAAUGAGGAAGCCUCGUGUAUAAAUCGAUGUUUUGCCAAUGGUCCAAACGUAUCAUCCUUAUUUCUGGAAAAGAUAUGUAAAGACGUACUGUCUCCAUAUUUUAUUCCGCUGCUCGACCUUCUUCAAUCCACAAAUAAGGCAGCUUACAUUCAGACACUUCCUGGGACUUUUGCCCAGUCGUUGAACUUUAUUCAUGGGUUGAACCCCGUCCAGGUACCCGGUGAUAAAUUCAAGGAGCUAGCUAGGGAAGCUAUCGAGCGAACCUUCGAACCCCAUGUGGACUUAUACCUUGCAGAGGAAUUGGACCAGUUUCGAUCACAUUCCGAAUUCAUUGUUAAGGAUUGGGAUAGACAACUAUCUGAACAAGCUGCCACUACGGAGUCGUUAUACAUGUCCAACAUACAUAACCGGCAGGCAGACAAACGGGAUUUUCUUAGCUCAUUUACUAAAGUUAUCAUGGCCCCGGUGAAUAUGAUUCCAAGUUUCUAUAAAACCACAGAAACGAAAAAGAAUGGAUUAGGGGAAUUAAAAACUAGGAGCACGCAACUUUCUAAUCGUUCAUCUACUAUACUUGCGCCUCCAAUUCCCACUACACCAGCGGAGCUUCCUACUACAGAAUUUGCAGCUAAGGCAGCGAUUAUGAAUUCUAAAUUAGAAGGCAUUCGUAGCCUAUUCAGCAUUGAGGUCGCACUUAACCUGGUUCAUGCUGCGAAGUCAAGUUUAGAGAGAACUGCACAGUUUGUGGGGCUGAAGGGGGAGCUAGGGAAGGCUGCCCAAGGGCAAUGCGAAGCUAUCUUUGUCUCGUUGUUAGAUAGCCUUGGCCAUCGCCAUAUCAUUGCCGGGUUUGAUCGAGCCGUCAAUCAUCUGUCUGAGUAUCGUCCUCGCCGGCAAGAUGAAACGGAGAAAUCUGGUGUGGAGCCUCUCGUCACUUUCCUCGAGCUAGUCAACGUGGGAGACUUAAUCCUGCAAAUGGUGGAUGUGUUUUAUGAGCAAGAGUUGAUCGCGGCAGGCCUCACCGAUAGGAACGACUUCCUGGACCCUGCGGUUAAGGGGAAAAGAAAAUUCGAGCAGAAGCUUGACGAACGAGUUGCUGCAGGACUUAACAAGGGAAUUGAUGUGCUAGUGGAAGAGGUGGAAUACCUGCUAGCUACCAAACAAUCGGUGGGGGACUUUCAUCCCGAAGCAGUUGAUCCAGCUCGGAGAACGGCCGAUAUUGGCCCAAGUGAUGCAGCCAAAGCUGUUGUUCAGGUCAUUUCCUCCCAUACGAGAAUGCUAGUUGGCGGAACAGACAAAAGCACAUUGGACGUGUUCAAUCAGGAAAUUGGUCUCCGCCUUUUUACUGCGCUUUGUAAACAUAUUAAGCGGCAUAGAAUAAGCAUGGAAGGCGCGAUAAAGCUCAUAAGUGAUAUGAAUCAUUACUUUGGGCUUAUACAGUCCAUGAGAAAUGAGAAACUUCUGUUGUAUUUCAAGGCUCUCAGAGAGCUAUCCCAGGUUUACCUAAUCGACACUUCAGACUCAAAGGAGAUGGCCGCCAUCAUCUCUGAUGCUAGUCGUUUCCAUGGAAUUUUUCGUGCCGAAGAGGCCUACGAAUUUGCAGAACGACGAGCUGAUUGGUAUCAAGUCAAAAAUAGCGUCGAGAAAGCCAUGUAUGGCGUAGGAUGUUCUGUGAUGUAA
Molecule: messenger RNA, 2628 nt
Organism: Microsporum canis CBS 113480
Lineage: Eukaryota; Fungi; Ascomycota; Eurotiomycetes; Onygenales; Arthrodermataceae
Product: F-box domain-containing protein
Exons: 3
Coding region: 1-2628 (875 amino acids)
Biological process (GO): exocytosis; Golgi to plasma membrane transport
Cellular component (GO): cytoplasm; exocyst
Molecular function (GO): protein binding
Source: RefSeq, a predicted model, not a curated record